Messenger RNA from Sabethes cyaneus, 1820 nucleotides. Its product is annotated as RNA-binding protein 45-like. The coding region runs from base 86 to 1330 and encodes 414 amino acids. Lineage: Eukaryota; Metazoa; Arthropoda; Insecta; Diptera; Culicidae. Gene Ontology annotation, molecular function: RNA binding. The transcript is spliced from 4 exons. The record is from RefSeq and is a predicted model, not a curated record.
GUCGUCGUUUUGCGUUUUGGUGUUUCGGUCGAUAAAAGUGUUUUUCGCUGUUUUCCAGUGCAAAUUUCUCGAAAAAUAAUCCACUAUGCAGGAACACAACGGCAAGAAGGAAAUCUCGGAGGAACCGCCAAUGAGCCGGCUGUUCGUGAUAUGCGGCCGACAGAUUACCAGAGACCAGUUGAUGCAGCAUUUUCGGGACGAUGGAGAAAUUGAAGAGUGUGUUGUUAUCGUCGAUAAGAAAACCGGCCAGGGCAAAGGUGUCGCCUAUGUAAAGUUCACGAAAACGUCCUCUGCGGCCCGUGGGUUGCGGAAGAAUGGAUCCUAUAUUGAUGGCGAAACUCGGCCGAUUAAAGUGAUGAUUUCUGCCAGCUAUCAGAAAAAGAAGGAAGACGGUAGCCCGGAGGAAAUUAACGAGUACAAGUUUCGUCGCUUGUUUGCGGUUUUGCCAAGUUCCAAGAACGAGGAUACCAUCAGGGAUGAAUUUGGAAAGUUUGGCAAUGUAACGCAGAUCCGUUUGGUGCCGGACAAAAAGAAUCAAAGCCAAUGUGCCGCAUACAUUACGUUUAGUUCAUUCCUGGAGGCAGCACUGGCGAUCGAGGGUUGCAACUCCAGCUACCGGGCCAAAUUCUGUUUGCCACGGGAGAAUCUCAAGAAACCUUCGGACGAGAAAGAAAGUGGUAGUGGUCGGUUUGGAUCGAGCAACGGAAGCACUCGCAAGAGAACACAUUCUCCGGAACCGGGACGUCCCGGGGGAGACGUUAAAUUGGUUGUUAUCUGCAGCAGCUGCUUGAAUCAGGACCGUUUGUGGAGAGUUUUUGACAUUGCACCGGGGAUGAAGUAUUGCAAUAUUGUUACACAGAACGAUAUUAACACCACUGCGUGUGUGGUCUACUCUAGCCGGGAUGAAGCGCAGCGUGCUUUAGAUAAAAUCCACGGCCUUGAAUAUCCACUGGGAGAACGAAUCAUUGUCCGUUUCGAGGAUGAAUUCCGCGAUGAAGUUUGCACAAAUGACAUUCUUUCACAGUUAGGUCCGCCGAAGCCGAUGCUGAAUCAGCAAACUUUCUGCGCCAAAAAAGCGUUUUUCAUCUGUAUGCCAGAGGCCGUUUCCGUAAAGUUGUUACAGGAUGCCUUCUGUCGUUUUGGUGAUUUAAUUAAUGUUUACCUGAUUCCUGGAAAACGUCACGGUUAUGCCGCGUUUGGCAGUGAAGUUGCAGCCGAUAGAGCUAUACAACAAUUACAUGGUUUCCAGCUGGGCGAUUGUCGCCUGAAGGUGCUCGAAUGUAUGGAACAAAAUGAGUCCGCAAAGAGGCAACGACCGAUGGAUCGCUAAAUCGUUUUAAGUCCGAAAAUUUAACAGAACGUCACAGAAAGAAAACGAAAAUUACGGAAAGAAAACGUCAGAAGUGAAAUUUGAAGCAAGUUCAUGAAUUAACGAUAUUGUUUCCGAACAACAAAACACAAACAGAAAGCAAAGAAACCAUCAUCAUCAGUACGGAGUAAAAAGUUGUCUGAAUCAAUUGAACGAUAAUUUAAAUGCAUAAAAACUAACAUUAGUAGAAUUGUAGAGAACAAAUCAAUAAAAACAUUAGUAUUACUAGUAGGAUCGUAGAAACGGAACGAAGAACAAUUCGUAAUGGUCAAAUAACUGGAAAUGAAAAUUUUUAUUUGGUGUGCAACAGAAUAUUGAACUGCUGGAGGCAAAACUAAAAUGUUGAAGCUAAAUGCCAGUUUACUCUACAAAAUAAAAUAAAUCAUAACCGUCUUAUCUCUAAGUAAUCGUCUAUAAUAGCAGCAAAAACUGAAAUGGGAAAGAGUUGAAU